Messenger RNA from Ostrea edulis (European flat oyster), 5058 nucleotides. RefSeq names its product BTB/POZ domain-containing protein 10-like. Gene Ontology annotation, cellular component: cytoplasm. Lineage: Eukaryota; Metazoa; Mollusca; Bivalvia; Ostreida; Ostreidae. Gene Ontology annotation, biological process: positive regulation of phosphorylation. Gene Ontology annotation, molecular function: protein binding. The coding region runs from base 227 to 1618 and encodes 463 amino acids. The transcript is spliced from 11 exons. The record is from RefSeq and is a predicted model, not a curated record.
GAAAAGUGUUUCCGUUUUGCGUUGUAAGUAAAAUUCGUACUGAUAUAUGACAGUUAUGUAGCAUUUUUAUAUAAAAAGAGACGAAUAUUGCUUAAUACAGUUGUGUUACCUGACUAGAUACUCAGGAGUUUGUAAUUAUAGUAUUAACUCAAGAGAAAAGGGCCACAUGAUAUAUGCCAAAACCCCGGUGAUUUUUACUGGAUAGACCACCCUUCCCUGUGGUGGGAUGGCCUAUCGUCGCCACAAACAUCAGAAAAGCAGAAGUAAAUACGAGAGUAACAGUAGCGACACGGAUUAUUAUUCUGAAACGGAGGACAGAAAGAAAACUUGUAUCAAAAGUACCAGCUGCCUAGGAACUCCCAAAUCUAAGCCUUGCUUAGUGAACAGAUCUAGAACACAUAGCUUAGAAACUGCCAGCAGUAAUGACGACGGAGACAUCCAUGUAAUGUCCGACAACGAGAGCAGUCACAGUAGGUGUGGUUUCCACACACGCAACAUGCUGUUUUGUGGGGGUGACCAGGAUUGUCUCGUGAAACCAAAGUGUAGCUUUGACCCGCGGGACAGCCUUGUAGCUGGUAUUGCCAAGGCCAAUGUCGGUUGCAACAGUCCUAGACUUGGAGAGAGGCUGACCUUGGUUGUAGAUGAGACUCGUUUUAUUGUAGACCAGGAUCUUUUCCGAGCACAUCCAAACACAAUGCUUGGCAGUAUGUGUACAGCAUGUAAAUUUGACAACAUAGAGAUAUUUGAAAAGACCAAGGAAGAAUGUUACAUAAUGUUUACUUCUUCCAUGGAAAAUAAUUUGAUACGUCCCAAUGAGAGAGGGGAGUAUGAGGUGGCUGAUGGGAUAUCUGCUUGUGUGUUCAGAGCUAUUCUGGAGUACUACAAAUCUGGCAUGAUUCGCUGCCCGCCCAGUGUGACGGUGAGAGAGCUGAGGGAGGCGUGUGACUAUCUCCUGAUUCCAUUCGAUGCCAACACUGUCAAAUGUCAAAAUCUGAGGGGUCUUCUCCAUGAGCUCUCCAAUGAGGGUGCUAGACAGCAGUUUGAUGCCCUUCUGGAAGAGUUACUGCUUCCCCAAAUGGUCCAGUGUGCCCAGAACGGAGACCGCGAGUGCCAUAUUGUGGUGUUGACUGAUGAGGAUAUUUUGGAUUGGGAUGAUGACUACCCUCCACAAACGCUGGGCGAGGAGUAUUCUCAGAUUGUGUACAGCACUCACUUAUAUAGAUUUUUCAAGUACAUCGAGAACAGAGAUGUCGCCAAGCAGGUGCUCAAGGAAAGGGGACUGAAGAAAAUCCGACUUGGAAUAGAAGGUUACCCAACCAACAAAGAGAAAGUCAGAAAGCGUCCAGGUGGCAGACCGGAAGUGAUAUACAAUUAUGUCCAAAGACCGUUCAUCCGCAUGUCGUGGGAGAAAGAGGAAGCCAAAAGUCGCCAUGUAGAUUUUCAAUGCGUGAAGAGCAAGUCAUUGUCCAACUUAUCCUCAGUUGGUGACACAGCCCCUCCUGACCAGGGCAUCGUUCAACAACAACAGGAUGGGAGCAUCCACGUCAUUCCUCCCCAGCCCUCCCCAUCAGAACCCUUCCCCCAGGUACAGCUUCCCCCUGAAGGAGAUGCUGACUGAGGUUGUGUGGUGGGAGGCGCGUGGUCGGUACUGUUUGUCAAUCAGAUCAAAAUUGUUUUCCAGGCAUGGCACUGCUAAUUCUCAGUGCACACAACUGUGACUGUGCAUGGUCUUAGUAAUUUGUUUUGCUUGCCUGGCAAUUUUUUCUGUGAUGCAAUAUGUACAAUUUUGUGAUUUGUUCAUUUACAGAAUUGAUUAUGCGUAAUUUAUUUCAAAAUCACAUCUGGAGUAAAUUGUUUGUUCUUUAGGGGCAAUACUGAAUAUAAAUGUAUGAUUAAUUAUGUAUUCCCUACAUGUCAUCUGAAAUGUGACAAUAAUAUGCUAUAAAUAAGUGUCAGAAGUUUGGAAAUUUGAAAGUUAUAAUUCUUGAAAAUGGUAUUGAUUAAUCUUAGAAUUGUGUUAUGCAGUAUUAUUCUUCAUUUUCAAAUAUUAAUGACUCUUCCAAAUAUUUUCAAAAUUAGAGCAAGAACUGAAAGAAAAAAAAAGAUAUUUGGAGAAUGCAAGAUAUUUUUUUGUCUCGGUGUAUAACCAAAUGAGUGCAAGCACGGACUAGUAGUUCUAAAGUUUGGUUUUUCUGGUUGUUGCUUACCAGGUAAUACUUGAAAUGAAUGUGAAUGCCAGACCAUGUUUGAAGUCAAUGAAUGGGUAUAUGUACAGGGUAUCGUGUACAGUGUAUCAUGUACAUUUCCUGUACCUGGGCAAAGUAGAAAUCCAUAUCUCAUUUACCUUAUGUAUAUGAAACAGUUUGGGCAGUUUUUCUUCCUGAAAUUGAAAUAGAUGGCAAGUUUUUACUUCUAAGCAAAAUUGAACUUGUGUUUUGACUAUUUUCUAUUGACUAAAUGACCAGGACAUUUGUCUAAAUUUGAAUAAACUUUGUGACUUGAAUUUCUGCAACUGUUACUCCAUAUUUCUCCAAUAACAUUGAAAUUUGCAUUAUAAUACUUUGCUUUUUAUGUAAUUUUUUUUUCUGACUUAAAUUUUUUGGUCAAACUUUCAAUAUAAACAUAGAAGGCAAUGUGCCAAGGUCAACUUUCCAAAUAGCCUCCAACAAACUUGACUAUAGUCGGGCAUAUGAUUUCACAAAUCUUGUGGAAAUGAUAACCUGAUUUGGUGACAUUUGGAUUCUGAAAAUAAACAUUGCUGCCUUUUAAAUGGAUCCAUGGAAUAAUUUUCAAAGUUUUUACUUAUGUAAGUAGGUUAUUGGAGAAAAUGUGGUUUGAAAAAGCUGACCAGUGAACUGUGAUAAAAUAUUUUUAUAUUUUCGUAUUAUUCAAUGUGCUUGUGUUCAUCCAAAUAUACAUGUAUGAUAUGGAUAAUGUUGUAUGCUGAUGCAAUGUACUGGGACAUGUAUAUGUUGUGCACAAAUGAUUAGCAUUCCUUGGUUUGUGUUAAAGUUUCAGUUGUGCAAAAGUGUGUACUGUGAAUUCCAUUGCAUUGCUGAAGUCUAGAAUAGCGACAACGAUUUACCAUAAACCAAAUUUUAUUUGCAACUGACUUUAAUUCAAGAUUUACCAAUGAUAAACUGGUUUGUGGCAAAUGAUUUUCAUGACUGAGAUGAUCUUAAAUAAAUACAAGGACUGGUUUACAACAAGUAUCCAUGAUGAUGAGGUUCUUGCGAAAAUUCCUCGAAUGCGACAAAAAGUUGGUUUAUAGUAUUGGCAUGCAAAAGUAGCAAGAUAUUGUUGAUACCAAAGAUGUAUUGAAUUGCUGUUGUGUGUGAAAAUGUGUACAAUAUACACUAAAUGUAGAUAUACAGGUUAAAAUUAUUCACUCACACCAUAAAUACAGAGGGUACAGAAUAACAAAUUUCGUCAAAUAAUUGUUACACAGUUUAGAGGUCAAAAUUGGGCAAGUGUAUAGAAUAGAUGAUGAAGUGAGAGAGAACAUAUACCCAAAAGAGGACCGUAAAUUUGUAUGCACGUGUAUAUUUAGCAAAUUCUCUGGGCAUUUCAUGAUAUUUGAUAAACAGGUAGAUUUGAAAAUGUUUGUGUAUCUCAAAAGCUGGUCUUGUGAAAAAUAUUGUUACAUGUGUGAAUUUUUAUACCUGAAAGCAUUACAUGUGCUAAUGCUACAUGUAGGAUCUUGUUAAGUUCAUUGAUUUUGUUCAAUAUUGUUGACAUGUAGCUAUUUUUGAAAUUUGACUAUUCCACCAGUGAAUUUGCAGAGAGAGUGUUAACAUUUUAUUGUGAUCAGCUGUAAUAAUUAAGAUUUAGGUCGUUUUCUGUAGAAUUUUUUAUAUUACACGCCAGGUGAACUUGUCUCACUGCUGCAUAUCUGAAAACCAAUUUCUCAAUAUUUUAUCCAUUCAAUAGCAAAUGGAAAUCUAAUUUUUUUUUUAGUUUUACAAUUUCAGAAUCAUCGAUACACAUCAUAUCAAAUAAAAGUUAUGAUUUAAUAUUAGCCCUUCUGAAAAGUACGAUUUGAACUAAAUUUCAUUAACUUUGACUUUGAUGACUAAUGCACAUGUAUGAGUACUUCGCAUAAGUGAAUCGCUUUUGCCCAUGGAAGUCUACAUCUAUGAUAAGAUAUUCAAAAGGCAUUCUUGAUCAUGCUUUAUUUGCAGGGAGAAAGAAGGGUUUUUUGGUUGGUUUUUUUUUACAAAUUAUUGCAUUUAUUCUGGGAAUGGUGUGUCUUUAACAUCAUGUAUAUUUAUGGUGAUCUUUUGGCAAAAUCUUAUAUUCAAUUAGAUGCAUAUUAUUCCUCAGAAUAGUAAUGAGUAUUUGAAAAACAAAGUUUCAUUUCGGGGCCAGAUCUGAUAAAAAACAGAUUCAUAUGAAAUAAUCUCAAAUAUGAGAAGUAUAUAGCCAUUUUUGGGGUGUGUUUGUCAUGUUUCUUUAGUAUGUAAACAAAAAUAUUACAUGUAGUAGCGAAAACAAUUGUGUUAUGUUUUUACAAAUACUGAAAUACAGAAAACGUGUUGAUAUGAUUGAUAAUACUGCCAAGUGGUAUUCAGUGAUUAGAAUCUUUUUGUUCAUUUUAUUUGGUAAUAUAGAUACUAUACACAUAUACAGGAUAUAUCUUUCAAUGAACUGAGAUACAUGUAUUUGAUUACACUUAAAUAUACAUGUACUGUAUUUACUACACAAUUUUAUUGUAUCCCAAAGAAGAAAUGGAACACUGCAUUUAUGAUCGACUGUUUGAUUUAUUAAUAAAAAUUUGAUUGAUUUAUUGGUCAACGAGAAGUUGAGCAUAGUUCAAAUAUGGGGUAAUAUUUAAACAGUGAUAUUAUAGAAUGUAGGAACACCAUUAACAAAACCUUCUUUUAGUUUACUGUAAAUAUGUGAUAAGAAUUUAGACAUCCCCUGUAAUGCAUUGUAUAUUGUAAUCGGGUUUAGGAUGUUGACCAAGGUUUCAGCCUUGGAGUUUGCUCUUAUUAUGUAUAUGUAGUCUUUUUCCUGGCCUACAUUUUAAUUAAAAAUUUACAAUUAUAAAAUCAAGCA